AAAAUUUUCAAACAGCUGAAGACGGAGCGCGUGGCGAGUGUGUGUAUGUGUGUGUUAGAGCGAGAAAGAGCGGAGAGGAUUUUACUCCCUCGACAGAUAAAUAAAGAAGAAAUCAGAGGAUUAUACUUUACUUUCAGCUUGUAGCGUACACUAGGAUGGAUCCAUUCACCGAGAAACUGUUGGAGCGCACACGUGCGCGUAGAGAAAAUCUGCAGAAGAAGAUGGCGGAGAGACCAACGGCAGCCAACCGUCCAAUGGCUAAAAGAACAAGAGAGCCACUUACAGAUACAAACAGUGUCUUAAGUGAGCCGACUAUUGAAAAAGCGCUUCCCUCCUCCAAGCCAUCCCCCUUCAAACGCCGCUGUUCAGACGAAAAUACUUUUCUUGCUGGAGAAGAAAACAAGCAGCCGGUGGCCCCACAAAUGACAGACCCCAUGACUGACCAGAAACCACCCCUGGCACCAACCACUGUUAGGCCGAUACCUGUGGAACAAAGGUCUGCUCCAGAUAUGCUGCCCACUCGGCCUCCUCCUGAGACUGAAAAGAUGGUGGUGUGUCCUCCACAGUCUCCAGCAAAACGCACUGAUAAUGUAUUGAGACAAAAAGGUCUAGAUGGAGCUAGAGAGACGCAGAAAGAAGCACCAACCACAUUUCCUUCCAGCAUGAGAUCUCGUCUGCAGAGACUGGCUGGUCAGAGGCAGAACUGGGACUCUAAUGGGGCCACAGAAGCUGUCUCAGAGAGUGUAGUUGUAUCUCCUUUGAAGUCCCAUAACUUGGAUCACCCUCCUGCUACUCCAACAAAUUCUGAGGUUCCUGUUGGAAGAAAGGGUAGACUUGCAAAUCUUGCUGCCACAAUCGGCUCUUGGGAAGAUGACCUUGGACACCCGCCCAUUCGCCGGGACAAUGCACAAGCACAGCCUGGCACGGCCUAUGUGCGCCCACCAGUCAGUACAGUAACAAGUAACAGUGAGCAACUUCAGUCUGCCCGGCCAACUUCACACAGGCCUGUUAAUAGAGGCCAGCAGCCUGCAGUGUAUUCUCCAGUCAAAUCAACCAGUGUGGUUCCUCCUAGUCCUCAAAAGACAGAGUUUCCUCAGGCCAGAUGGGCUCAAGCAGUGCCUUCUCCUGUUUCCAGCCCACUGAAGAUUCCCCCUUCCACCCAGCCCUCCAGUCCACUCAAAUCUGUGACGGCAUCUCCCUCUAGUCCCCACAGAGGUUACGUCUCUCAGAGCCCACUGAAGAGCCAUGGCCAAGUUGACAAGUUGAAUUUUGGAGCAGCACUUAAUUCAAGUCCUGCGAAACCAGUUUUGGCACCUAAACCAUCUGCCGCUGAUGAUGCUGUGAGUCGAGUGAGGUUUACUAAAGACGCAACACCCACACAGCACAGAGGCCCAGCUGCAACGCCUGGAGGGGUCAAGUCAUUUUUGGAACGUUUUGGAGAAAGGUGUCAGGAGCGUAACCAGAACACUCCCUCCAUGUUAGGAGGUCCAGGCCACACAUCUGCAGCUUCUACUCCUGCUACCCCCAAAUUUAAACUGCUCCAGGAGAGGCUUGGAGGGGCUCAGGCCACUUCCACCACAGCCGCCCUCACUGAGAAGCAGAAAAUGGAGCGAGAAGCAGAACUGGCACAAAUCCGUAAUAGGUUUCAGAAAGGCAACAUGUUGAGAGGCAAAGAGGACAUCAGUGAGGUCAAGGAUGACACUGAAAAUAAGGAAAUUGAACUUUCUCUACAGAGCCAGACUUCCUUACCACUGCAUGAUAAUAAGCCUUCUGUACAUGUGCCUGAAGUAUUCAACAGCCCCUCUAAAUCUAUUGGAAAAGGCAUGAGCUGUGCUUCUUCAAGUCCAGCAAAAGAAAUUGAACUAAAAGUGGAGAUGCCUACAGUGGAAGAGCCAGAGGAUGUCCAAGAAGUUGAUGUAGUGCGUGAGAUUGAGAUGAACGUGGACGCCUCUGUUAACUCUGAGGUGAUAAAUGAACUGUUUGAUGGAGUUCUGGAGGAAAGUGAUGAGGAUGCAGAUGAAGAUCCUCUGAAUAUCUCCUCCAUGUCUCUGCUUGCCCCGCUUGCAGAGACUGUAGCAGCUGUGAUCAAGAGCCCAGAAAGAAAGCCUAUGACAUCAACCCCUGCCAACUCAUUUUUGGUGAAGAGUUCCACCCCUGAGAAUCCAUCCAGGCCCAGUAAGUUCCAGAGGACACGCAUGUUACGAGCUGAUUCAUCUGACAGCAUUGAUGUUCUAGAUGAGCAACAAAACCAGAAACUUCUCUAUAGCAUUGAUGCCUACAGAUCCACCAGGGUUAAGAGCGAGCCAGAGAGACCUCAUGUUAAACAGGUGAUUGUCAGGAAAGAGGAUGUGUCUCAGAGAAUGGAGAUGAAUGGGAGCUCCAGUCACAUCAACAUCAAGCAGAAAAUGAAGAUGUUGACCAAUGAGAUGAACCUGCAGCAGACCGUGAUCCAUCAGGCUAGUCAGGCUCUUAACUGCUGCACAGAUGAAGAACAUGGAAAAGGAUCUCAGGUGGAGGCUGAGGCUGAAAGACUGCUGAUUAUUGCCACCGAGAGGAGGGCCGCUCUUAAGGCUGAGCUGGACCGAUUAAAAGCAGAAGGACCAACAGCACAAAAGAAGAGCGCAAGCAGCGUCCCGGUGGAUAUUGGUUUACCUGCUUCUAAAGGCUCCAUCUCACUACUGGAGCUGAGACUUCCACUGAAGGCCGACUUUAUCUGCUCUUCUGCCAACAAGCCUGAGUGUGGAAACCAUUACUUCUUUGUGAUGAUCCGUGCGGGACCUGAGAACACUGUGGCAACUCCUCUAUCAAGCACACGCACGGGUCUGAGUGGUGAUGCUUUGACCUUCACCACCACAUUCACUUUGUCUGAUGUGUCUAAUGACUUUGAGAUUGAUAUUGAAGUCUACUGUUUGGUUCAGAAACGAGAGCUGAACCCUGACAAGAGGAAAAAGGCCAGCAAGUCAAAGGCAAUCACACCAAAAAGGUUCCUCAAUAUCUCUAAGAGUAACCUCCAAACACCUGUGAUGGCCAGCCCUGGUGGUCCAAAUGCAGUGCGCACCAGUAGCUUUGUACUUGUUGGAUCACACAAGUUAACUCUGGCUUCUAUUGGGAAAAACAAGUUCCCUUUGGAGAAGAUCAAAUAUGAAAGGAGUGAAAGAGAGCUGCUCAGUGACAUGUUUCACAAUAAGGUGCCUUUUCUUUGUCCUUUGGAGGGGCAUGUAUAUCUAAAAAUGCAGUGUGAGGUUGGCUCACGGAUAGAGGAAAAAGGCUUCCUGACUAUGUUUGAAGAUGUCAGUGGUUUUGGGGCCUGGCACAGGAGGUGGUGCGUCCUUUCAGGAUACUGCAUCUCCUAUUGGACCUACCCUGAUGAUGAAAAACGGAAGAAUCCAAUGGGCCGCAUUAACCUUGCCAACUGUACCAGUCGUAAAGUGGAGCCGGCAAACCGAGAGUUCUGUGCUCGACCCAAUACAUUUGAGCUCAUCACUGUGAGGCCACAGAGAGAGGAUGACCGAGAGACCCUGGUCAGCCGGUGCAAAGACACACUCUGUGUUACCAAGAACUGGCUGAGUGCUGACACUAAAGACGAGAGGAAUCUGUGGAUGCAGAAGCUCAACCAGAUCCUGGUGGACCUGCGCAUGUGGCAGCCGGAUUCCUGCUACAGACCCAUGUGAAGGUCACUUUUACACUGACUAUAUGUCUGAUUUGGAAGUGCAAUGCGGCAUCACAGUUACAAAGCGUUUACGGAAGAAUUUACACAGGUUUUUCAUUCGAAUUUUGACCGAUGUCAAAUCAAUAAAGCCAUAAAUGUUGAGACAUUUCAAUGAAAGGACAGAAUGCUUUGCCCCACAGGGGUAUUCAGGUAUGUUCUAUCUUGAUCUAGUGUGUAAUACAAGCACGGCUAACUUAACGCGACUAAUCAUCGUUUGUUUGCUAUGCUAGUUUGUGUAUUUUUGAAUGUCUUUUGCAUGACUGCUGGAAUUCCUGCUGUAUUCAGAUUUCUUCAUCGCACCUCUGGGCAAAAAAAGUGGUCAAGCAAGCCAGUCUCCUGAAUCUUUAAAUGAACCACACACUUAAUGUCACUGCUGGGUGGAAACGCAUUUGAUUCUCAUUAAGUUGAGGUUUUUUAAAACCCUUGAUCUGUUUUUACAUUUUGCAAGCAGAUCUGCUUUUGCUAAUGAUGCGGAUGUUUUUAAUUCUUGCUCACUCAUCAUUGGAAUCAGAGUUGUAUUUGAAUAAGGGUUUGAUAUUAGAGUUCUGAAGAUGUUCUUAAAUUGAGAAAUCUAUAUUUAUGUUUGUUUUUGUUGAAAUUCACAGUAGAGCACACUUGGAUAAGCAAAGGGAAAUUGGGUUUUCUUCUAUUUUUUUGGAGCAGUUAUAGGGUUAGAACAGUGUUCAAUUCUUCCCUAAGUGACACGAGCUCUUGACAGGUUAGUUUCUGCAAAAACACAAACAAAAGUUUACACAAACGACAUUUUACUAGAGAUUUUCAUUCCUUAUAAGGAAAACUGUUCUUUUCUGUUUGAUCCACAUCUUUACAGUAUUUCUUGUUUGAUUAUGUAUCAUGCACAUGCCCUGUUUUCUAAGCUCUCUACACCAUAUGUAUAUUUUUGUGCAUUUUUAUAUUAAUAUUUUAGAUUUUUUUAAUGGUUGUAACUUACUCUAGAUUUAUUUACCUGAAUCCAAAUGUAUUUGUUAAAUAAGUGACAUUUACCAAAAGCUUACUAUUUUAAUGACACUAAAUGUCAGAUUUCCUUGACUGGGAUACAUUUCUUGACUUUGUGUCUUGGGAUUUACAAUACCAAAAUUCAGCCCUCAUCCAUGUAGUAAUCUUAAAGGGUCAGUUCACUCCGCACCCUCGUGUUCUAAACUCUGAACACAAAUGAAGAGAUGUUUAAUACAAAUCUGACAGAGCUCCAUCUCUGACGCUUCAGUUUUAUGUGAAGAAAUUUUGAAAGAGACAAAAAUGACACAGAUUUUAUUAAAAUCUUUAUUUGUGUUCUAAAGAUGAGCAAAAAAUUUUAUGGGUUUGGGACAACAUGAGGGUGAGAUUUUUAUUUUAUUUUUUUAUUAUUAUUUUGAGGUUCAUUGACCAUUUAAGGCACUUUAAUGUCAUGGCUUCAGUUGUGUGUUAUGGUAUCUUAAACACUCCAAAUGUGGCUUCCAUGUAUCACGCAGAGCUGCAGUUAAAUAAAUCAAGCUUUUGACAACA
Danio rerio (zebrafish) is the source of this 5209-nucleotide messenger RNA. NCBI's taxonomy places the organism in Eukaryota, Metazoa, Chordata, Actinopteri, Cypriniformes, Danionidae. The record is from RefSeq and is a predicted model, not a curated record.